Messenger RNA from Macrosiphum euphorbiae (potato aphid), 747 nucleotides. Lineage: Eukaryota; Metazoa; Arthropoda; Insecta; Hemiptera; Aphididae. The record is from the annotation of a GenBank genome assembly.
AUGGCAGGUUGGACAUAUUUUUUAGCAAUACUGGUGUCGUUGCAGGUCGUGCAGGAUGGCGUCCAGUCGUGUACACUGCGAAGUCACAAGGUUCCGGGCCCGCAGUCGUCGUGUUCCAAUCCUGGUGCCGCCGCUCCGACUCCAGCGAUUCCGCACCGCACACCGGCCUCGUGUGCACCACCCACACUCGGACUGCAAUACCCCGACGUGUUAAAUAAAAUUCCAAGACCCGGCUCCGAUUUGUUAAAUCCUGCAGUCCCCUCAGAUCGUUUACUCCCGUCUUUGUCACCCGCUCCGCCGGCACAUGUCACUACUCCAACCCCCGCCAUCGCCACCGUACCUGAAAGCUCUAUGUCGGCAACAGAAGCGGUGGCAACAGAAGCGGCAGCAACAGAAGCAGCGGCAACAGAAGCAACCGCGCCCGUCGACGAGCCGAAAUCGGCGCCUGUACCGGAAACUGCACCGACCGCGGCUCCAAACUCAUUUCCGGCGCCGGACCCCGCGGAUAGCGUACCCGCUGCCGUCCAGACAUCGGAUCCCGGGUCGGCCAACGUUCCUGUUUCGGCUCCUACAAACGCAUCCGACUCUACUUUCCUCACACCGGAAGCUUCCGGUUCUGAGUUAGGAGCGAUCUCGUCGACGGUAUCGAACACCGUACCGGCUGCAGAUUCCACCUCCGCAUCAAAUUCCGACGCGGUGUCGUCAGCGUCACCUCCGUCCGACGUAACAACACCAAGCACAGUAUAA